UUAACUCUUCUUUCCUUACCUCCCCUUCCUCGCGCUCUUUUCGAUUUCUCCCUCUGUCCUUUCUUCUUGCGCCCUGUGUCCGCUGGUAUCUUCUGGUCCCGCAGUUGGCGGAGGCAGGCUGGAGAGUUCGAUUCUCUUGGUCGCGAGUGGAGAGAGCAGCGGGGGAGGUUAACGCGAACAGCAGCGCGAGAGUACACGAGAAGUCUCGCGGAACCGAGACAAGGAAGCCUCUCUCGACAGAAGAGAUCCUUUCGACCGGAGGAAUUCUAGCUGGCGUGGCUCGACCGGCCUCCUCCACCCUCCUUCUUCCCUCCACCCGAGUUCAUUCAGAGCCCUCCCUGGAUGGGACGGUCCACACACCACGUCUACUCGGUGCCGGGUUCCCCGCGAUAUUUUGUGACUGCCUGCCCGUGCGGUGCCCGUGUUAGCCUGUGCUCUUCGGCUCCCUAGACCCGGCGCGGAAUAGGGAGGUCGAAAUGACCCGGUUGGGAUUGCGAUUCGUCGCAUCCGCAGUCUUCCUGGCCGGGAUUGUUAGUGGGCAAUAUAAUCACACCUCAUGGUCGAGCAAUCCUCCGCCGGUUGUUCCUCUGGGACGAGGUGAUAUAGGAAAACCAAAUAGCUCCGAUGAGGAAUAUCUUUCACCCAGAUGGAGAACAUUCCUAUCGAACGAAGGUUCAGAGGAAGCGGACAGGCGGAAUUUUGAAUCAUACGACCGAAAUUACGACGAUGGGUACAACAAAUACCCCGAUAACGGAGAAUAUGGUCAAAGAUCUGGCACCGAUGAUUCCGGAAGAUAUCAAGGGAGCUAUGGUGGAGACCGAAGGACCUACGGUCAGAGCCAAGGACAGGAAAAUUUGAAUCCUUAUAACCAAGGUGCUGCCGAUCCUUAUGGAGGCUCUCGAGGUUAUGAAGAUGCUUACGGUAGAGGAGCUGGAGGUGGACAAGGCUCUAGAGAUCCUUAUGGUGAUGGUUACGAAGAAAAUCGCGGAUCCGGAAGCGGUUAUGACCGAGGUUCCACUGGUUAUACAGGAUACUCGCAAAGUCAAGGAGGAUACUCGCAGAGUCAAGGAGGAUAUUCGCAAAGGCAAGGAGGUGGAUACGCGCAAGGUCAAGGAGGAUACGGUGCAGCUGGAAGUUCGGACAAUUAUCCGAGCAGCUAUUCGCUUGUGCCUAUUCCAGGACAAUCUCCACCAAAGAAUUGCACCGGAUCUGCUUGUUGUGUGCCGAAAUGUUUUGCGGAGAAAGGCUCAAGGGGUGCACCAGGGAUAAUGGGGCCACAAGGUCCUAAAGGUCAAAGAGGAUUUCCUGGAACAGAAGGUCUUCUAGGACCGAAAGGAGAGAAAGGUGACCCUGGUCCCCAAGGACCACGUGGACCGAAAGGUGAUAGAGGAAAAAUGGGUAUGCCCGGUUUUCCCGGUAUAAAUGGUGUUCCUGGAGUUCAAGGACCGCCUGGAUCCCCUGGAUAUCCUGGUCGUGAUGGAUGCAACGGAACAGAUGGUGAACCUGGUGUUCGAGGUCUUCCUGGAGAACCGGGACCUCGUGGUUUUCGUGGUGCUCCAGGUCCAAAAGGACACAAAGGUGAACCAGCGUACGUUGGUCUGAUGCCUACUGGUCAGAAAGGAGAACCAGGUAUUGAUGGUGUGAGAGGACCUCCAGGUCCACCUGGACCUCAAGGUGAACGAGGAAUAUCUGGACCGAAAGGUGAACGUGGUCCUUAUGGUGCACCAGGAAUAAGUGGCGCAAAAGGACAAAAAGGAAAUAUGGGUCUCGGAUUUGAGGGUGCGAAAGGUGACAAAGGUCAGAAGGGACAGCCAGGACCUCCAGGUCCACCUGGUCCUGAUAUACCAUUUGUGGGAAUACCAUCGCAAGUGUCAGGCGAAAAAGGAGAACCUGGUGAAAAGGGAGAUAAGGGUGAUGUGGGACUGGAAGGGCAAAAAGGAGAACCAGGUUUGAUGGGAGAUCAUGGUAUACCUGGAACUCCAGGCGGGAAAGGAGAGAAAGGUCUUCCAGGAGCUCCUGGCAUUCGUGGUAGGGAUGGUUUCUCCGGACCCCCAGGUCCACCUGGACGCAAAGGUGAUCGAGGUUACGAUGGAUUAGACGGAAUUCCAGGUCGUCCUGGUAAAAAGGGAGAACCAGGUCGAGAUGGACCUAUGGGCACUCCAGGAUUACGAGGACCUCCAGGUCCACCAGGAGGUGGUAAAGGUACACCAGGUCCCCCAGGACCAAAAGGACCUCAAGGUUUUCCAGGUCCAACUGGACCUCGUGGUGCUGAUGGAUACCCGGGAGAUCCGGGUCCAAGAGGUCCUAUAGGAUUGGUUGGUGGUCCUGGUUCGCCAGGUAUACCAGGUCCCGAAGGAUUACCAGGAGAAAAAGGUGCGAAAGGAGAGCCUGGAAUCACAGGAUUCCCGGGACCAAUAGGACCUAGAGGAUUUGAUGGUCCUCCUGGUCCACCCGGUCCACGGGGACUUCAAGGAGAGAAAGGAUUAUCGAUUGUGGGUCCUAAAGGAAUGGACGGGGCACCAGGUUUAGAUGGAGAGAAAGGGCAAAAAGGAGAACGUGGUUAUUCAGGACCGCGCGGAUUCCCAGGAGAUUCUCUGGACGGAAUUCCUGGAUCACCAGGUGAACCAGGUUUACCUGGAGAGCCGGGAAAUCCAGGAAAAGACGGUAUUCCAGGUUAUCCAGGACCUGCAGGUGAAAAGGGAGACGCAGGCGGACGUUGUCAGGAUUGUUUCCCAGGAUUACCAGGACUUAAAGGAGAUCGCGGUUUAGAUGGUAGUCCCGGUCUUACUGGACCACGUGGACCACCAGGAGAACGUGGUUUUCCUGGAGAACCAGGUUCUGAUGGACUACCGGGACAAAUUGGACCACCAGGACUACCGGGCAAGGAUGGUAUUCCUGGUUCAGCGGGUCCCCAAGGUGAACCAGGUGCACCAGCAUACUUUUCAGAAAGUCAAGUUAAGUUAGAAAAAGGCGAAAAGGGUAUACGAGGUGAACCAGGAAGAAUGGGUCCACCAGGUCCGGAGGGUCCUCCUGGAGAAAAAGGUGCACUCGGUUUUGAAGGAUUUCCAGGCAGUAAGGGUACUGCUGGAGACCGCGGAUUCCCUGGACAAGACGGUAUUCCUGGCAGACCAGGAAAUCCAGGACGAAAAGGAGAAAGUGGUCUGACUCUGAAAGGAGAACCUGGAUCACCGGGUCAAAGAGGUCUAGAAGGACAGAAGGGUGAACCCGGUUUAUACGGACAAAAAGGAGAACCUGGUGCAUGUCCGCCACUGAAUUUGACAAUGGAUUUGAAGGGUGAUAGAGGUGCUCCUGGCGAAAAAGGAGAACCUGGACCACCAGGAAGGGAUGGAUUAAGUGGUGAUAAAGGCUUGCAAGGUCUUUCAGGACCUCCCGGUCCUCCUGGACCAAUAGGUGCGCCUGGACCAGUUGGGCCACGAGGAUUACCUGGUCCUCGCGGAGACAAGGGUAAUAUGGGACCUAUGGGUUUCCCUGGUGAGCCAGGACGUGAAGGGCCCCGGGGUUUCUCUGGUGCUCCAGCACCGAAAGGAGAUAAGGGUGAACCUGGAAUAUCGGUUAAGGGUAGUCCCGGCUUGCCUGGCCCACCAGGAGACAAAGGAGAGAAAGGUUUACCAGGACCACCAGGAAAAGAAGGACAGGAUGGUCUGCCAGGUCUACAAGGAUUACCAGGCGAAAAGGGCGACGUUGGAAAUCCAGGAAUAAGUGGUUUACCUGGCGCACCUGGAGAGAAAGGAGAUACUGGACCAAUUGGACCUCGAGGUCCUCCUGGUGUAGCAGGAAUUCCUGGUGUAGAUGGAAUGAAAGGUGAACCAGGAUUACCAGGAGAGCCAGGUAAAGCUGGUCUUCCAGGAUUCCCUGGUGCGAAAGGUGAUCGAGGCGAACCAGGUAUCGAUGGACCGAAAGGUUAUCCUGGCAGACGAGGACCACCUGGAUUACAAGGAAGACCUGGAGCAGAGGGUGGACCUGGAUUAAAGGGAGAACGAGGUGAAAAAGGUUUGCCUGGUUUCGCUGGAUUCCCUGGCAUGGAUGGAAGACCUGGACCACCUGGUUUACCAGGACCUAAAGGAGACGACGGCUUCCCUGGCCCUCCAGGUCCUUCGGGUCCAAUAGGAUUGGAAGGACUUAAAGGUGAUCGAGGACCACCAGGUUUGCCAGGUCGUAAGGGAGAACCGGGUCAGGUAUCAGAGAAAGGUCAAAAAGGUGAACCAGGCAUACCAGGGAUCCGUGGUCCACCGGGUCCCGCUGGUAGAGAUGGUAUCGAUGGCGUUAAAGGAGAAGCUGGAAUACCUGGCAUUGGUCGUGAUGGAUUACCUGGACCGAAGGGCGAACCUGGUAUACCAGGUCGUGAUGGAUUGCCUGGACUUCAAGGACAAAAAGGAGACACAGGAGUUAGAGGAUUCCCUGGGCCUAAAGGAGAUUUUGGUCCACCAGGUGCACCGGGUGAACCAGGAACACCUGGAAUCGAUGGUUUACCUGGCGAACGUGGUGAUGUUGGCCCCCCUGGGCCUAUUGGAUUCCCUGGUUUGGAUGGUGAAAUGGGAGCCCCAGGACGUCCUGGACUUAACGGCGUUAAGGGAGAGCGUGGUUAUCCAGGUGCUGUUGGUCUUCCUGGCAUUCCCGGUGGCGCCGGAGAGAAAGGUGACCGUGGACCACCUGGACCAACGGUUCAGGUGAAAGGCGAGAAAGGUGAACCUGGAAUACCUGGACGUCAAGGUAUACCGGGAGAGAAAGGUGAUCGUGGCUUAGAAGGUCUUGCUGGAUACGAUGGUGAAAAAGGAGACCGUGGUGCACCAGGUCCAGUUGGAAAUCCAGGACCACCAGGACAUAUGGGUCCCAAAGGUGAUGAAGGACCUCGCGGACCUUCCGGUUUGCCAGGAUUGACUAUCAAAGGUGAAAAAGGUUUACCAGGAAUGCCAGGAAAACACGGCAGAGAAGGAAUACCAGGACGACCGGGAGAGAAAGGAGAGCAAGGAUUACCUGGUUUACCUGGUCACAAAGGAGAUCAAGGUCCUUAUGGUCCUAUUGGUCCAGAGGGUGAAAAGGGUGAUAUGGGUCCUGCGGGUCUUCCUGGUACUCCAGGUCGCGACGGACUUCCAGGCCUCGAAGGCAUGCCAGGUUUGCCGGGUGAGAAAGGUGAUAAAGGAGAUAUGGGUCCACAAGGAUUACCUGGUGCUCCAGGACAAAAAGGAGACACAGGAUUCCCAGGACUGAACGGAUUGGACGGACUUCCUGGAGAGAAGGGUGACAGAGGCUGGGAUGGAGUGAAUGGAUCUCCUGGAGGACCUGGAGAGAAGGGUGACAGAGGAUACCCGGGUCCAACAGGAAUAGUCGGUAUUGUUGGAUAUCCAGGUGAAAAAGGUGAUAAGGGCGAGGACUGUCUUGAACCUCCAAUGGGACCAAAAGGAGAUCGUGGAUACCCAGGACCUCCUGGUCCACCAGGACCACCAGGAGAAAAGGGACUUCCAGGACCAGAAGGAUUCCCAGGAAUAAACGGAAUAAAGGGUUCAACGGGACUUCCAGGACCUCCAGGUCCAACUGGUUUGCCAGGUCCACCAGGUCCUACCGGUCCAAGUGGCUUGCCAGGAAUGCAAGGACCUGUAGGACUUCCAGGACCUGCUGGUGAACCUGGACAACCGUGUGACGUGGUACCUGAUUAUCUCACUGGUAUCUUAUUGGUCAGACACAGUCAAAGCCAAUCGGUGCCAGUUUGUGAACCAGGACAUAUAAAACUCUGGGAAGGUUACAGCUUACUGUACACAGAUGGCGAUGAAAGAGCACAUUCGCAAGAUCUAGGUUACGCCGGCUCGUGUGUAAGAAAGUUCUCGACGAUGCCGUUCCUCUUCUGCGACGUCAACAACGUUUGCCAUUACGCCAGCCGCAACGAUCGUUCUUACUGGCUGUCGACCAAUAGUCCAAUUCCCAUGAUGCCUGUUGAGGAAACGGCGAUAGAAGAAUAUAUCUCCAGGUGUGUGGUAUGUGAAGUUCCAGCGAAUGUAUUAGCAGUGCACAGUCAGUCAUUGAGCAUUCCAGAGUGUCCACAAGGUUGGACCGGUCUUUGGAUUGGAUACAGUUUCGUCAUGCACACGGGUGCCGGUUCCCAAGGUGGAGGACAAUCCCUGUCUAGUCCUGGAUCGUGCCUGGAGGACUUCCGUGCGACGCCGUUCAUCGAGUGCAACGGCGCCAAAGGACACUGCCAUUAUUACGCGAACGAGUUCAGCUUUUGGAUGGCCAGCAUCGAAGAUAGGCAACAAUUCCAAAGGCCCGAAAAACAGACCUUGAAGGCAGGCAACCUCAGGUCUCGAAUAAGUCGCUGCCAAGUGUGUAUAAAGAACACGUAAAAGAAAGCCACGAACUUACGAGUUUCUUCUUGCUCUCUUUUUUUCUUCUUCAUUCUUUCCCUCGCCUCCUUUCUCAAAGAACGAACACUAAUACUGCCGUUACGAAUUACAUGUAUUUACACGAACGAAAGGGAGAAAGAAUUGUUCAGCGACGAAAUAAAGAGAACUGUAUUCUCUUUCAUUCCCUUUCAAAUUUUCACCCGUCGUAAAUAUCUUGUUGUUCGUUGUUCUAAUCCCAGUCUCGUUCUCCUUGGACUUUUUCUCCUAACUUUUACUUUUUCUUCGCUCUUUUGUCCCCUCGUGCUUCCGUUCCUUUCAUCUUUCGUCGAUGUCCUGGUUUUCUUCUCGUUUGACUUGUCCCUAUUCGAAUUUCCCGCCAUUGCUUUCCCUCUGUGUACAUCGUAAGUUUCUAUUUUUUUUUCUUUUCUAUAACUAUUCAAAACAUGUGCCUAGUGUACUACAUUUCUAGCAUGUAAAGUAAUAUAUAUAUAUAAAUAUGAAUGUUAUAUGUAUAUUUAUAUCUCGUAAAUUUCGUAUAAAGAGUAAGUUUAUCUCGUACUACCAUCGACACUGCCCAUAUCCAAUAUGGCACACUUUACGUAUUGUAUAUUAAUAUAAACGAUCUUAGCCUGGUAAACGUGUGAAGCCAAAUAUUUAAGUAAAUAGGUAUUUUGCUACUGUAGCUAAUGAAAAUUCUAUUUUCAAAAGUC
Messenger RNA from Megachile rotundata (alfalfa leafcutting bee), 7066 nucleotides. RefSeq names its product Collagen type IV alpha 1 (gene Col4a1). The record is from RefSeq and is a predicted model, not a curated record. Gene Ontology annotation, cellular component: collagen trimer; extracellular matrix. Gene Ontology annotation, molecular function: extracellular matrix structural constituent. Lineage: Eukaryota; Metazoa; Arthropoda; Insecta; Hymenoptera; Megachilidae.